This is a messenger RNA of Anopheles funestus (African malaria mosquito), 5491 nucleotides long. RefSeq names its product echinoderm microtubule-associated protein-like 2. The transcript has 7 exons. The record is from RefSeq and is a predicted model, not a curated record. Gene Ontology annotation, molecular function: microtubule binding. NCBI's taxonomy places the organism in Eukaryota, Metazoa, Arthropoda, Insecta, Diptera, Culicidae. Gene Ontology annotation, biological process: microtubule cytoskeleton organization. Gene Ontology annotation, cellular component: mitotic spindle. The coding region runs from base 2355 to 5243 and encodes 962 amino acids.
CGUGCUGGUGUUUGUGUGAUCCGCCGUUCAUCUCUAAUUUCUAGGGAACGGCGACUGUUGCACUCGCUGUGUGCAUUUCUCCUAAACCAUCGCGAUUUUUAGCUGCGCGUACACGGGGUCCCAGUCUCAGCAAAAUAACCUGUCAAGCGGAAGGGUACCGUCUCGUGCGCUUAGAAACCAUCAUGGAGUGUGGCAAAAGCUGUGUGUUUCCGUUAGCAUAAGAUCAAUUUCAUCCCUGCUUAUAGUAGCUAAAGGGGCGAAACAAGAGUGUGUCGCUACACUUGUACUUGAUGUGUGCAAAUUUGCGUGACAAAAGCGGGGUCCGUCCACAAAGUCGAGAAGUAUUCAUUCAAAGUGUACAAACGCUAUACCUAGUGAGGCACACACACAAAACAGUGGACUUCAAUUAAGCGAAACCGACGCGUGUUAAGUGUAAAUAUUUGGUGACAACACAAACCGCAUCGUAACGCGAAUGUUUACCAAGUUGAUCGUGGCAGGCCAAGCUUUAAGCUGACGUUUUGGUUGCAAUUUCGAAAGCUCGAACAAUUGCCGCUUCAUUGUUCUGUGGGGUGGCCUUUUUGUUUUCUUCUUCCGUUUUGCACCACCUCUCCCUGGGAAAGGAAACUGGAAUGUCGCUGGAAAACGGCACAGUUGUCCCACUUUCCGCAAAACCAUACGACAUUCCGGCUGCGUGUGCCCAGCAGCAGCAGCAGCAAAGGUGGUGGUAAAUCCCGAUAUCGGUAGGUGGCUUUUCUGCCAAAAAAAAAAAAUAUAAAGAAACACGAAAAGAAAUAGCCGAAACUAAUAACAGACGAAAAAAUAAACCAUAUUAUACCGAAUUCCGCAGAGAAGGUGAUAGAUUCGGUGCUCUCACGCGCAGCAAAACCCAGAGGGAAGAAGGUGUCUCGUGCGUUCCGGAGAGCUCCAAAUACCGGUAACGGUACACGAACGGCUGCCACCGCGUACAAACUGUGAAAGGAAAGCAAAACUGUGCCACAAGCUACCACCCCGUUCCGGCACAAACUGUAUAGAGAGAAAAAAAAAACACCAGAGGACGCAACGAAAAGAACUGGCCGGUCUCAUCUCGAGCAGCAGGAGAAGAGCAUUUCAUUAAGCAUGGGAAACUGUGAGCUACUUAAUUUUCUUGUGACGUGACAAAACUGGAGCAAAAGCAGCUGCUGGAUGUUGGAGCUUCACUCGUUCUUGUGCAGUUCGAUCGAUCGGUUUCGUCCGGUGGUGAUGCACCAAACGUUCUGUGUAUGGAAUGAUUCUGCGUUGCUCCGCGUACUGCCAAGCGGUUAUCUAAACAAUAACAAAACCCCACCGUGUCAGAAGUUCGGCGUUAUCAUCAAAACCCUCAACGAAGCGAAAAACGUACACGAACGUGCCCAAAAGUCGUGAUGUUAUCUCGUACGCAAGUUCACGCUCAUUAUUAAUAGCCGUUUCUUGCGCCUGAACGUCGCAUGCAUCAAGAGGGAUAGCAGAAAAAAAAACCGCAUUAAUAUUCACACCCCUACCCUGAGACACGUAGACGGUUUGGCAUUUUAUGAUUGUUUUGCCGGUGUGUGCGGUUUAUCGCGUACGGUAAGCAGAAGAAGAUACGCCUUCUAGAGAAGAAGGUGGAAAAUGUCCACCGGAAAGCUCACGAGCUAGCUACUCUGCGGCGGGAGUAACCUGAGAAUAAGCUGAGCGAGAAAGCACAUCGCAAGCGGGACGAAAACGGAUGAUGAUGAUAAUGAUGAUGAUGAUGGUUCCAACACGGUCCCCAUGUUUGGCGAUACAAUGAUGUCAUUCGAUGUGUGAAUUAGCUGAAACAUCAUCCCAUAUAGACCCGACUGUUCCCGGUUUCGUACGUACUGGAAGGAGGAAUCGUUUUCCGACCCGGCAAAGGAACGAGUUAGACGAAAGCAAACAAUCCAUCGAAAGGUUGCGUCCGGUUACCGGCGUGUGCUAACUAAUAGGGGUGGAAAGCAACAACAACAACAAUUAUCAAAAACCGAGCGCUUUAAAUAAUAGCGAAAUCAACAAACGCGUGUGAAACUGCUGCUGCUGCUACUGCCCAUCCAUCAAAGUUACCUUUUUGCCGGUUACAUCGCGUUUCGAUGGUAGCGAUAGUAGUGGCUACAGAACGUACGGUUCCAUCCAUCAUCAAGGGCCAGUUUGAAAUUGAAGAACGAACGAACACACAAAAAAAACUCGCCUGUAACAUCAACCUUCAAAGUUUAUCUAUCGACACACGGUUAACAAUCCGAUAGGCUCACAAUUUAGUUUUGAAAAACGUGUUUGUGUGUUUACCGUGUGUGUUUUUCUGUUGUUCAAAGCUAGAACCAACAAGACACUUUACGCUCGUAACGAUGAGCAACGAAACGGAGCAGGAAACGCCUGCUACGGUUGGUGGGGAUGGGGAUGUUUUAAAAAGUUCCACCGUACCGGUUCAGCAACAACAACAACAACAACAGUAUCAUCACCAUCAUCAUCAUCACAUCAUGUCCACCAGUGUGGAGGAGGUGGACGAACAGGUACUGGAGAUGACACAGUCCACGGCCACCGUUAACAACAGCAACAGCCAAGUGCAAAAGUCAUACAAAAAUUUGCAUGAAUUUUCGGAGGAAAUGCUGGAAACGGAAAAGGCCGGCCUAGUCGAGCGUGUGUACGAUCUCGAACGGCAAGUACUGGAGCACAAGGAUGAGAUCGUUUGUCUCAAGUCCACCCUGGCCGAUGUGUUACGUCGCCUGGCCACGAUAGAUAACAGCUACGAGAACAGCACGAGUGGAAGUGGCCGUGGUGGAACCGGAACGCCCGCCGGAAUGGGCGGUGGUAUGAGUGCAGGAGUAGGAGCGCAUCAUGCGGCCAGUGAUAACGUGUCCGGCACUGUACAGACGAAUAGUUUAUCCAGCAAAAGUUUUCGCUUCUCCCGCAAUACCCUGACGAGGCUGAACUCUACCGUGGAGGAGAAACGCUUCGGGCGGGUACCGUCCCGUGUGACCAGCUCACCGUCGCGCAUGAAGCCGAACCUCGCGCAAAAGGCCAUCCACUACUCGAACGGUUCGUUGCAUUCCGACUCGAUGAGCAGCCAUUCGAUCUCACCUGCACCGUCCCCAUCACCGAGGCAACCGAAUGCGGCCACACCCGUCAAUUCGCACCAUGCCCUGCUCUCCUCGUCCGGCAUGGGAAAGCGGUGGUCCUCGACGGGGGAUUUCAUCAGCACACCUGGCAGCCCGAGCGGCACCGGAAGCAGUGGAAGCAUGUCGAGAUUUUCGGCCAAAUCACUGCUGAAUCUCAGUGGCAAUUCUAGCCGCCAGGGUCAAUCACAUCCAUACGUGCAGCGCAAAAAUGAAGACGACGAGUACGUGAAGCUGUACAUCAGCGGACGUCCGAUCGUCAUACACAUUCCCGAAGCACAACUGUCCACGUACGAACUGACGAAGGUACAACCGGCCCCGAACAGACGUUUACGGCUCGAUUGGGCGUACGGCUAUCGGGGCAAGGACUGUCGUUCGAAUCUGUACCAACUACCGACGGGCGAGAUGGUUUAUUUUGUCGCGGCCGUUGUCAUCCUGUACAACAUGGACGAACAUACGCAGCGUCACUAUCUCGGCCAUACGGACGAUGUGAAAAGUUUGGCCGUACAUCCGAACAAGCUGCUGGUCGCUAGUGGACAGUGCGGUGGCCACGAAGGGCGUGAAUCGUUACCACACAUCCUUAUCUGGAAUUCCGUCUCGUUGGCUACGCUAAACAUGAUCGGCUGCGGUGAAUUUACCGGUGCGAUCAAUUGUCUCUCGUUUAGCCGGGCGGACAGUGGCAGCAUUCUGGCAGCGAUUGACGAUUCACCGGACAAAAUCAUCUCGAUAUGGGACUGGCAGAAGAAGGACGGUGGACGGAAGAUUACCGAAACGAAGUGUUCCGUCGAUACGGUGGUGGCGGUCGAGUUUCAUCCGCUCGACAAGGGGCAGAUCAUAACGAUCGGCAAGAAUCAUAUCGCGUUUUGGUCGCUCGAUCAGAACGGCAUGCUGUACAAGCGGAUGGGUGUGUUCGAGAGCUUCGAAAAGCCGAAGUACGUGACGGCGAUAUCGUUCACGCAGACGGGCGAUGUCGUGACCGGUGAUUCCAGUGGCAAUUUGGCCGUCUGGAAGCGUGGCACCAACGUUAUUAGCCGGUUUCUGAAGAAAGUGCACGAAGGGCCUGUGUUUACGAUUUGCGCAUUAAGGAAUGGUGGUUUCGUGACGGGCGGUAAGGACGGAUUGCUCUUACUGUUCGACGAUGCGCUGCACAUGAAGGCGGAACAGAUCGUAGAGGCACAUUUCGGUGCGGUACGCGUGGUGGCACAGGGCAAGGGGUCUCAGCUGCUGAUCGGCACGACGAAGAAUUGCAUCCUGUCCGGUGACUUUACGCUUAGCCUCGUGCCGAUCGUGAUGGGUCACACGGAUAUACUGUGGUCGCUGGCAACGCACCCGCAGGUGGCCCAGUUCGUUACCGGUGGCCGGGACAGGCUGCUGCAGUUGUGGGACUCACUAUCGCACUCGGUCGUGUGGAGUAAAGAUAUUGGCGAACCGAUACACUCGGUACAGAUAGCGAACGGGGGUGACGCGAUUGUGGCGGGUGGGGUCGGUGGACGUUGGUCCGUCUUUGACAUAGUGACGCGAGAACUGUUGGCAACGUAUACCGACGGUCAGGAGGUGAUACAGUGCCUGCAGUUCUCACCGGACGGUAAUCUGCUGGCAGUCGGUUCCAAAGACAACUGCAUCUACAUCUAUCAGUGCACGAAAGUGGCGCAUCGAUUUUCCAAGAUUGGAAAGUGCUCGGGUCAUUCUAGUUUCAUAUCACAUCUCGAUUGGUCAAAGGACAGUCAAAUUUUGCGAUCUAAUUCGGGCGAUUAUGAAAUAUUAUAUUGGAAUCCAACACUCUGCCGUCAAAUUACGAGCCAAAGCACGGUGAAGAACCUCGAAUGGGCCACCCAGAACUGUUCCGUAAGCUUCGAAACGAUUGGCAUCUGGCCGGAGAACUUUGACGGCACGGACAUCAACAGUGUGUGCAAGGACGGUGAGGAACAAUUCCUUGUUUGUGCCGAUGAUUUCGGCAAAAUUCGACUGUUUAGUUUUCCAGCAUCGCAGCCAAAGUCGCUAUCCCAUAGUUACAAGGGCCACAGUAGCCAUGUAACGUCGGUACAAUUUAUGCACGAUGGCGUGCGUCUUUUAUCUGCCGGAGGUAUGGACACGAGUGUACUGCAAUGGAGAGUAGUGUAGGGUUGUUAGAAAAAAAAACACCGAUCGGUUUUACAUUCCACAAAGCAUUUUCUUCCAAUUCUGCCGUUUUGCUGUACGUUUCUCGGAAUUCACAUACCAGCUUCCCCCACAAGGAACGCCAGCAAGGAUGCGUGCUGCAGAAGAACAAAGUUUAUUUUAUUUUAUAUAGCACCGAAACUAACUUAUUGUUUUAUCACGAUUAUCAAUAAGCGUAAACUGACGAAUAAAUUUAAAUUAAUCAUUCAGAA